Messenger RNA from Exophiala viscosa, 3942 nucleotides. Its product is annotated as Hydantoinase B/oxoprolinase-domain-containing protein. The record is from RefSeq and is a predicted model, not a curated record. Gene Ontology annotation, molecular function: 5-oxoprolinase (ATP-hydrolyzing) activity. NCBI's taxonomy places the organism in Eukaryota, Fungi, Ascomycota, Eurotiomycetes, Chaetothyriales, Herpotrichiellaceae. The transcript has 3 exons. Gene Ontology annotation, biological process: glutathione metabolic process. The coding region runs from base 1 to 3942 and encodes 1313 amino acids. Gene Ontology annotation, cellular component: cytosol.
AUGUCUAUCAAAGGAGUUCGCAUCGCCAUCGACCGGGGUGGCACAUUCACCGAUGCUUGGGCGCAGAUUCCAGGUCGAAAUCGCAAUCUAGUGAUCAAAGUCCUUUCCAAAUGCCCGGAAGAGUACGAAGAUGCUCCCACAGAAUGCAUACGACAAAUCCUGGAGAUUGCGACGAAAUCAAAGAUCCCUCGUGGUGUGCCUCUCGACCCGAGUCGCAUCGAAUUUAUCCGCAUGGGUACCACGGUGGCCACGAACGCUUUACUGGAGAGGAAGGGUGAGCGGGUAGCCUUGCUCAUCACGAAAGGCUUUCGAGACAUUCUCAGGAUCGGUAAUCAGGCUCGACCACAUAUCUUCGACCUGUCGGUGCACAGGCUGGGAAAACUCUAUGAAGCGGUCGUUGAAGUCGAUGAACGAGUCACAAUUGAAGGCUUUGCAGAAGAUCCGGAACCCAAGUCGAUCGAUCUGACAUCUGAUCCCAAUCUACGAGUCGGCCUUACGGGCGAAGCAGUACGCGUCCUCAAACGACCAGACUAUGAAGCCGUACGCUGCGAUCUGCAGGACCUGUGGAAUCAAGGCUACAGGAGUGUAGCUAUCGCCAUGUUGCACUCGUACACGUAUCAGGACCAUGAGCUUGCCGUCACUUCGAUCGCUAAGGAGAUGGGCUUCCGAGUCUCAGCCUCGUCUGAACUUCAGACAAUGGCAAAGCUGGUGCCACGUUGUCAAUCGGCUGUUGCCGAUGCUUACUUGUCUCCCAUUACCGACGAGUAUAUCGCCAAAUUCCGACAAGGUUUCGAAGGUAAAUUCGAGGACGAGCAUGCUAACAAGCUCUUCCUCAACCAGUCAGAUGGUGGGUUGACCACCUUCAACAAGUUCACGGGGAUCAGAGGUGUGCUCAGUGGUCCUGCUGGUGGCGUGGUUGGACUUUCAAGGACAUGCUAUGAUCCCAAUGAUGGCACUCCUGUGCUAGGAUUCGACAUGGGCGGUACAAGCACGGAUGUUGCACGAUAUGCGGGAGCCCUUGAGCACAUCUUUGAGAAUACUAUUGCCGAGGUUACCAUACAAACUCCUCAACUCGAUAUCAAUACUGUCGCGGCUGGAGGUGGUUCAAUGCUUUUCUGGGAGAACGGCCUGUUCAAAGUCGGUCCCAGCAGUGCGGGCGCCGACCCAGGCCCGGCCUGCUAUGGGAGGGGCGGACCCCUAACAGUGACUGAUGCCAACUUUUUUUUGGGGAGAAUCAUUCCAGACUUAUUCCCACGGCCUUUGGACCUCGAUGUCGUGCGAAGCAAAUUUGCCGAAAUCACCGAGACAAUCAACAACGAUAAGGAGGGCGAGGGUAGCAUGACUCCUGAAGAAGUCGCCACUGGAUUUCUGUCUAUCGCGAACGCAACCAUGACACGGCCGAUCAGGACCUUGAGCGAGGGCAGAGGCUUCGAGACAUCAAGCCAUAACCUAGGCUGCUUUGGUGGAGCGGGUGGCCAACACGCGACCGCAGUUGCCAGAGAUCUGGGGAUCCGACAAGUUAUCAUCCCUAGAUACUCUAGUAUACUUUCGGCGUACGGUAUGGCAUUAGCUGAUGUUACCGUCGAGAACCAAGAGCCAGAAGCGCUUACAUUCUCUGAUGCGGUGUUACCAAAACUGCAGAGUCGCUUCGAAAGACUAUGUGCAUUGGGUGUUGAGGGCUUGAUCCCUCAAGGCUUUCCGCCAGCACAGAUCGAACACGAGCUAUUUUUGAGUAUGAGAUAUCAGGGUAGUGACACUGCACUCAUGAUCGCGGAGCCUGGAAACAUUGCCGACUUCGGCAAAGCCUUCACGCAACGUCACAAGCAAGGGUUUGGCUUCACACAACCUCGCGAGAUCCUUGUCGACGAUGUCAGAGUACGUAGCGUGGGAAAAGGCGCAAACAUUACCCUGAAGAGUCCAUUCGAAGAACUGCAGCAACUACGAGCGUCACCUCCUGCUACCCCAAUCGAGCCUCAAUCAAAGCGACAGGUAUACUUUGAGUCUGGAGGCUGGACCGAGACCGCGGUGUUCUUCCUUCAAGAUCUCCCCCUGGGAACCCACGUCAAAGGACCAGCAAUGGUGGUCGAUCAAACCCAGACUAUCGUUGUGGACCCAGCCAGUGAAGCAACAGUGCUAUCUGAGCACUUGAUUCUUGAGAUCAACGACUUCGAAAAGGAGCAGGUGGCCACUGAGGUAGUCGACCCUGUUCAAUUGAGCGUGUUUGGCCACCGUUUCAUGAGCGUCGCGGAGCAAAUGGGCCAAACAAUGCAGAAGACGUCUAUUUCAGUCAACAUCAAAGAGCGACUUGACUAUUCGUGCGCUGUUUUCUCUGCUGAUGGCGGCUUAGUGGCCAACGCACCUCAUAUCCCCGGACACCUGGGCUCUAUGAGCUACGCCAUUGCCUACCAAGCUCGCCUGUACAAGCCAGGAGAGCUGAAACCAGGUGACGUUCUGCUCAGCAACCACCCCAUAUCAGGUGGUACGCAUCUUCCCGACCUGACUGUGACGACGCCCGUUUUUGACGAUGACGAGAACCCCAAGGAGAUAUUAUUCUUCGUUGCGAAUAGAGGCCACCAUGCAGAUAUUGGUGGAAUACAGCCUGGCUCGAUGCCACCCAACUCGACCGAGCUUUGGCAGGAGGGUGUCGCCGUUGAGACAUUCAAAAUGGUGAAACAGGGUGUCUUCGACGAAGACGGUCUAAGACAUAUUCUCGUGGACAUCCCCGCUUCCUACCCUGGAUGUAGCGGUACCCGUACUUACCGGGACAACGUCGCGGAUCUCAAAGCUGCCGUGGCGGCAAACAAUCGUGGAAUCCAGCUGAUUCAGGACUUGGUCAAGGAGUAUACCUGGCCGGUCGUGCAAUUCUACAUGGAGGCGAUCCAGAACAAUGCCGCACAAGCGGUCCGCGAAUUGCUCAAGGUCUUCGCCCAACGUUUUCAAGGAGUAGAUCUUGAAGCGAUCGACUAUAUCGAUGAUGGCACGCCAAUAGCACUGAAGAUUACAAUCAACGAGCAGAGUGGUGAUGCUGUCUUCGACUUUAAUGGCAGUGGUCCCGAACACUUUGGAAACAUGAAUUGUCCUCCAGCGGUUAUGUAUUCUGGUAUCAUGUAUUGUCUGAGGUCAAUGAUCUCCAGCGAUAUCCCGUUGAACCAAGGCUGUCUCAAGCCCAUCAAGAUCAAACUACCUGAAGUAUCCAUACUCUCCCCGUCGCUGAAAGCGGCGACAGUCGGAUCGAACGUCGAGACAUCGCAAAGGAUAGUCGACCUGAUCUUCAAAGCCUUCCAAGCCUGUGCAGCAUCACAAGGAACGUGUAAUAAUUUGACGUUCGGCUACGGAGGCACCGACCCAAUGACAGGAAAAGUCGUCAAAGGAUUCGGAUACUACGAGACCAUCGCUGGUGGUUCAGGCGCAGGCGCUGACUGGGACGGUGAAAGUGGCGUGCACACUCAUAUUACCAACACGAGGAUCUCGGACCCGGAGAUAUUCGAGCGACGAUAUCCCGUCAUCCUUCAUGAAUUUUCCAUUCGUCCUGACAGUGGUGGUGCUGGUCUCCAUCGCGGAGGAGACGGGUGCGUGCGUGACAUCGAGUUCCGCAUACCCUUGCAAGUAUCGAUACUGUCGGAACGGCGUGUCAUUGCUCCUUACGGCAUGGCAGGAGGUGGGGAAGGAAAACGUGGAGUCAAUCUAUGGAUUCGUCGAGAUCCAGAAGAUGGGACUGUUCGGACUAUCAGCCUGGGUGGGAAGGCUACGACGCCCAUGAACGCUGGUGACCGCAUCAUUGUCCUUACUCCCGGUGGUGGUGGGUAUGGACCAGACCCUAAUGCUGUGGCUAAGAAGCAGAUCGUGGGAGCGUUCAAGAUCGGCGACAAAUUCAAAGCCAGCAGCAACUCGAGGACUUCAGGAAGUGUGGCUGAGAGGAAUGCAAAGGCCACAGGAAAUUGA